This is a messenger RNA of Malassezia globosa CBS 7966, 591 nucleotides long. RefSeq lists its product as uncharacterized. NCBI's taxonomy places the organism in Eukaryota, Fungi, Basidiomycota, Malasseziomycetes, Malasseziales, Malasseziaceae. Bases 1 to 591 code for a protein of 196 amino acids. The transcript has 2 exons. The record is from RefSeq and is a predicted model, not a curated record.
AUGUCGGAGAAGGCAACUGCCAAUAAGCUGUAUGAUGCUGACGCUCCUUUUCUGGUAGAAUCAUAUCAACAUGGCGCUGGCUCAUUCCAAACACAGGAGUCGCUGCCGUCGUACUCGUACUCGAAUGACCCGCAUAUGCCUGGGCAACUCCGCUCUUGGGAUGAUGCCGCGCGUGCACCGCCGGUACCGAUUCGCUCGCCUAACUCAGGUCCACAUGGUCAUGUAUAUGCGAAUGUAGACAGCGAUAAUCCCUAUCUUGGAGUAGGUGGUGCGCCUUCUGUCACACCUGCACCGCUCAAUGCAACAAUAACAGGAUAUGCGACAGGCCUGGGCUGGGAGUUGAGCAAGUUAUGUGCGAUUGCAUACGCGAUUCCGCCAUUUUCCAGUGUACUUCUUCUUCUGUACGAGACACAGAAUGAUCUUGUCCGUUUCCAUGCGUAUCAAGCGGGUUUUGGCGGUGCUAUCGUAGUUGUCGGUGCCUGGAUUCUCAACUAUGUGUUUGGACUGCGCUGGCUCGUUUGGCUGUUGACACGUUUGUUGCUAUUUGCAUCAUGGUAUUGCGGGUACGUCUAUACUUCCUAUUUUCACUGA